AUGGCGAGUCCCUUCGACGGCGCCGCGAGGAGCGUGGCGGCGGUGGCCGCGCUGCUGCUGCUGCUGGCCGCGUCCGCGGCGGACGCGGCGACCAGCAGCACGGUGGUCGCCGGCAUGGUGUUCUGCGACCAGUGCAAGGACGGCGCCCGCGGCCUCUUCGACUACCCGCUCUACGGGGCGCGGGUGGCCAUCCAGUGCGGCGGCGGCGACACCCCGAUCACGGUGCGGGAGUGCAACACCAACUGGUUCGGCGGCUUCUCCGUGCGCAUGGAGGGGUCGCCGGACAUGAACCGCUGCACGGCGCGCGUCGUCCAUGCCACCGGCCACUGCUCCGCCGCCGCCACCGCCGAGCCGCGCGAGCUCACGCUCGCCUUCCGCAUGCUCGGCCUCGCCCUCUACACCGUGCUGCCGCUGCUCUCGCAGCCGGAGCAGCCCAUGGACUUCUGCCCCCGUGCCGGCCUCGUUCCUCCGCACGACCGGCCGGCGGCCGCGGCUGCUACGCCAUCGCCGCCCCUGACGGUGGCGCCGGGCCCGGUGUAUUCCCCGGUGCCGAUCUUCUGGCGCCGCAGGCCGCGGCUCCUGCCUCCCGUCUGGCGCCGCCCGCCGACGGUGCCGCAGCAGCCAGAGCCGGAGGCUAUCCCCUCGCCGCCCGCGCCUUCCUCAAGCGAAACGCCGGCCGAUGGCUCGGGCUCCGGCUCAAGCUCCGGCUCCGCGUGCGCGUACGACCAGUGGACGUUGCCGGAGCACCGGUGCCACUGGAAGGUGGUGACGCCCAACACGACGGUGGCCAUGGCGUUCGGCCCGCUGGCGGCGCAGCGGUACGGGCCGGACAUGACGCUGCGGGAGGCGCUCGACGGCCGCGGCGACCCGUACCGGACGCUGCUCCGGGAGGCCACGGCGGCGCUGCUCAACGCCUACUACAACGCCCCGGGGUCGCCCUUCCUCUACCCCACCACCGCCAGCGUCCUCGACCACCUCAACGGCGCGCUCCUCAGCUCCGCCCAGCGCGUGCUCAUCGAGGGCGCCCGCUUCCGCCGCGCCAACACCGGCGGCGGGGGACCUGCCGGACGGACUAAGCUGCCAUGCGACUUCACCCCGUGCGCCGCCACCAACACCACCACCACAGGCUGA
Molecule: messenger RNA, 1131 nt
Organism: Triticum dicoccoides
Lineage: Eukaryota; Viridiplantae; Streptophyta; Magnoliopsida; Poales; Poaceae
Exons: 2
Coding region: 1-1131 (376 amino acids)
Source: RefSeq, a predicted model, not a curated record